AUGAGAUAACUUAAAAUAAAUAAUCAAUACUUUACACAAAAGAGAAUUUCGUAAGGAUCCUUUGGCAUUGUAAUGUAAGGAUUUGAUUAAAGAAAUGGUAAAUUGGUGGCCAUAAAAAUUGAAAGACCAGAAAAUGAACAUUUACAUUCAUUAGAUCGAGAAGUGGAAAUUUUAUCAAGGUUAUAAAAUAUAAAGGGAAUACCAAAAUUACUUUAUUAUGGAACUUAUGAGAAUUAUAAUACAAUAGUGAUGGAAUUACUUUAAAAAGAUUUAUCCUCUUUAAUAAAGCAAAGGAAAAAAUUUAGUUUAAAAUCGAUACUUUAAAUCACAAUUUAGCUGAUCACAAUUUUAGAAGAAAUACAUAAAUAGGGUGUAUUGCAUAGAGAUUUGAAACCUGAAAAUAUAAUGUUGGAUGAUUAAAAUGCUAUUUAUCUAAUAGAUUUUGGGAUUAGUAAAAUAUUUUAACGUAAAAAUGGAGGCCUAAUGUAUAAUAUUUAAAUAUAAGACAAGACCUUUUAAAGAGAAAGUGCCUUUCGUUGGAACUGCUCGUUAUGCAUCUAUUGCUGCUCAUAAAGGAUAAGAAUUAAGUAGAAAGGAUGAUGUAGAAUCAUUAUUUUAUGUAAUGAUCUUCUGUUUAAAAGGGUAUUAAUUGUUUUGAUCAUUAGAUUAGUACUUUACCAUGGCAGAAUUUAAGACACAUCCCAGAUGAUUAAAGAACCUAAAAAAUAGGGGAAUUGAAAGAAACAACAGAUCCAAAAGUAUUAUUUAAAGAUUUGCCAAUAGAAUUUAUUAAAAUUUAUGAGUAAUAUAAGUUUAGAUAGUAAUAGAUAUUUAAGAAAAUUAACAUACAACACUGAACCAGAUUAUAAAACAAUAAUUAAAUUAUUACAAUAAGCAGCUAAACAUUUAAAUAUAAUAUUAGACAAUAGAUACGAAUGGGAUUAAUAAAAUAAUUAUUAAGAUCUUGUUGUGAAUAGAUUUGGAUCUUUAUAGCCUGAAGAGACAUAAAUUAAGAACUAUGAAAAAUUUUAAUCAAAUAUCAACAAUAACAUUUAUUAGAAUACACAUUCAAGACCAAGUCAAUUACAACUUCCUAUGAUGAAAUUGGAAUCAAAUUAAACGAACAAUAGUAAUUAUGGAAGUGGGAAUUAUAAUAAUAGUAUUUAUAAUUCAGUUGGCAUUAUUUACUCUCUGUCAAAUGAAGAAAUAAGUGAAGAAUUGUAAGAACCAAUUCCAGAUGAACAAGAAAGCUAAAUCUUUAUAAAUGUUUAAGCAUUUCCUGAUCAUCUUAAAAAACCUCAUUAAUAGAAGAGUAAUAAUCAGAGUGAAGAAGAGUUUUAAUUUAUUGAAGACAAUCUAUUAUCUGAUAAAUACUAAAAAUUAAAUGCAUAAGUUACUACUAAUUAGUAGUGUCAUAAAAAAUGA
Messenger RNA from Paramecium pentaurelia, 1425 nucleotides. NCBI's taxonomy places the organism in Eukaryota, Ciliophora, Oligohymenophorea, Peniculida, Parameciidae. The record is from the annotation of a GenBank genome assembly.